AUGGGCAACCUCGCGUCCAAGGUCAAGCUAUACUUAGCUGCCACAGCGCAGCUCAAAGAGACAUUCGACCUUCUCAACAAGCGCAUCGAGACACCGCCAGGCAUCCCUGUCCCUAAUCCUACUCGUCCGUUCUGGACCGUCCCUGCGUCCGCAAUAUCGACCCAUGAUGAGCCCUUCCCAUACAACGCGGAUAUUGUCAUCGUUGGAUCAGGGAUAACGGGAACGUCUGUGGCGUAUAAUAUCCUUUCGAAUGGCAGCAAGGCACGGAUUGUUAUGCUCGAGGCACGAGACGUGUGCUCGGGUGCAACUGCAAGGAAUGGUGGUCAUAUAAAUCCGCCUCUUUACCACGAUUACUCUGAGCUGGAGGAGAGCUUCGGCGAGGAUGCUGCCAAGCGGAUGAUAAGGUUUCGUCUCGCACACCAGAAGGAGAUGCAGCGAAUCGCGGAGAAAGAGUGUAUUGUCAAGGAAUCUCAGGUUCGCGAAACAGAGCACCUGGAUGUCUACACUUGCCCGGAGACCUAUACGGAGGCCAAGGAGAACCUACGCAAAUGGAAGUCUGCCAUGCCGGAUGAGUCGAAGACGUUCGGGUUCAUGGAUGCUAAGGAAGCCGUUGAGAAAUACCAUCUCUCACCAGACACACUGGGGUGCAUUUACGGCUCUGGCGGAGCAAUGCACCCUUACAGGUUCGUUACUUCGCUUCUCGCGAAGUUGCUGGACAAGCAUUCCGACAACUUCCAUGUCGCAACGCAUACACCGUGCCUUGCUAUCAUCGCUCCAAGUGCUGACAGUCCUCACUAUGUCAUCGAAACAUCAAGAGGACCUAUUACAGCCCUGCACAUCGUACACGCCACGAACGGCUGGUGCUCACAUCUACUCGAGCCCCUUCGUACAAAGGUCAUCCCGGCGCGAGGUGUCAUGUCUGCCCAGCGUCCAGGUACGCUCCUGCGCAACUCGACACUCGACGGCUACCGGUCCUUCGUCUUCUACCGCGGCACAAGCGGAUACGACUACCUCACCCAGCUCCCGACGGGCGAGCACGAGCUGAUGUACGGCGGCGGCUGGGCGCAGUCGUGCGAGAAUAGCCUGCCCGACAUCGGCAUCACCGACGACUCCGUCUUCAACUUCGCCGGCGCAGCGCACCUCGCGGGCUCCCUGCCGCUCUAUUUCGGCGGGGACAACUGGGGUGGAGAGGCUGUCCCUGCGGAGGAGCCGGAGGGGGAGGUGCGCUGGGGUAUCGGGCGCACAAAGGCGCAGUGGUCUGGUAUUCUGGGCAUCUCGACUGAUCUCCUGCCUUGGGUUGGGCGGCUGCCCGCCAAGGUGUCGGGGCGGCCAGAACCCCGCGCCUCAUCCGCGGAUCGCUUUGUUCCCGUGUCGGAGAAAGAAGGGUCUUGCUUGCACCUGGCCUCGCCGGGAGAGUGGCUCGCGGCAGGGUACACGGGCGAGGGCAUGGUGCACGCCUGGAUGAGCGGCAGGGCGCUCGCGUACAUGAUACUCGAUCAGGAGGACGCUCUCGAGGACUGGUUCCCGGAUAUUCUGCGGGUGACGGAGAAGCGGUGGAAGAAAGCGAGCGUGGACACGCUUGUAGCCCGGUUCAUGUAG
This is a messenger RNA of Fomitopsis serialis, 1599 nucleotides long. Its product is annotated as FAD dependent oxidoreductase. Gene Ontology annotation, cellular component: cytoplasm. The record is from RefSeq and is a predicted model, not a curated record. The transcript is spliced from 4 exons. Gene Ontology annotation, molecular function: oxidoreductase activity. Bases 1 to 1599 code for a protein of 532 amino acids. Lineage: Eukaryota; Fungi; Basidiomycota; Agaricomycetes; Polyporales; Fomitopsidaceae.